UUUAACUUAUACAUCAAGUACUACCUAUUGGUAUUGUUACUGCAACAGUCCCAAAAAAGGGAACCCUUACUUAGCAAAUGGAUGUCAAGAUGAUGGUAAGCUCACUGUCAAGCAACUAUCAACUAUAAUUGGUGUUAGUACAAGUUUUGGAUUUUUGCUAGUAUUGUCGGCUUGCUUUAUCCUCUAUAAGGCCAUCAAGAAGAGAAAGAUGAAGAAAAUGAGGCAAAGGUUCUUCAAGAGGAAUGGAGGUCUCCUAUUACAGCAACAACUCUUGGUCAAAGAAGGGACCAUAGAGAAGACAAAGAUUUUUACAGCAAAUGAGUUGGAUAAGGCCACAGAUCACUUCAAUGCCAAUAGAAUAGUAGGUCGAGGCGGGCAAGGCACAGUGUACAAAGGAAUGUUAAUUGAUGGGCAAAUCGUUGCAGUUAAGAAAUCGCAGGCAGUAGACGAGAACCAAUUGGAGUCGUUCAUCAAUGAGGUUGUCAUUCUUUCCCAAAUCAAUCAUAGGAAUGUUGUGAAACUACUGGGAUGUUGUCUGGAAACAGAAGUUCCCAUUUUGGUUUAUGAAUUUAUACCAAACGGAACGCUUUUUAGCCUUAUCCAUGACAAUUUUGGCGACGAGCUCAUUCCCCUUUCGUGGGAUACUCGCCUCAGGAUUGCAUCGGAGACUGCUAAUGCAUUGGCUUAUCUCCAUUCGGCGACAUCAAUUCCUAUUUACCAUAGAGACAUCAAGUCGAGUAACAUCCUUCUGGAUGAGAAAUUUCGAGCUAAAGUUUCAGAUUUUGGAACGUCCAGGUCCAUUUCAAUUGACCAAACUCACUUGACGACCAUAGUGAAGGGUACAUUUGGUUAUUUGGAUCCGGAGUAUUUCCGAUCAAGUCAAUUCACAGAUAAGAGUGAUGUUUAUAGUUUCGGAGUUGUCCUUGCUGAGCUCCUUACCGGACAAAAGCCAAUUUCCUUUGAAGUUAAUGAUGAUGAGGAUAGGAGCUUGGUAAUACGAUUUCUAUUGUCCAUGGAAGAAAACCGUAUCAUGGAGAUUCUUGACAUGGAAGUUUCAAAGCAAGGUAAAAAGGAAGAUGUUAUGGCGAUUGCUUUACUUGCACAUCGUUGUUUGAACUUCAAUGGGAAGAAAAGACCUACCAUGAAAGAUGUUGCCACAGAGUUGGACGCCAUUAUAGCAUCUCAUCCUUGUCUCCCAUCGGCAGAAACAUUGGAAAUCGAAUCAGACUUGUACAGAUUCAUGAGACACUUUCAAAGUGGUGCUCACGUUCACAGCCGCGUAUAUCCAAAACUUGCCACAAGUACAGUUUUCUGUAAUAUUCAAGGGCAAAUUAAAGCAACUUUAGGUAGGAAUGUUAAUUGGGUUAGUCUGCGAGUUUUUGAUAAUGUAUAUAAUACGAAUGAUGAGGCGCAUUGGUAUAAGCAAAAUGGGAUAUAUGAUGAGGCGUAUUGGUAUAAGCAAAAUGGGAUAUCUAUGGUUCCAAAGGGCUGUCCAGACCAGUGUGGCAACGUUAGCAUCUACUACCCCUUCGGAUUUGGACACAACAAAGAUUGCUAUAUGAGCGAAUGGUUUCUCAUAAAUUGCACCAAAUCCUCGAAUGGUGUGGAGAAGCCGUAUUUGAGCUCCUUUUCCAAUGACAGUAGCGUAGGAGAGAUUCUAGGCAUUUCCUUUGAAGAUCGGACAAUAACACUCAAACAGUCCAUCUCUCCUGUCUGCCAAACCACCACCCGGUCUGAUGGAAGCAAUAUCAGCAUAAUUUCCGACACCAAAUUAUCCCAAACCCCAUUCUUUUACUCUGUAAACUACAACAAGUUCAUGCUUUUAGGUUGUGGCAACGCUCUCCUCACAUCGCCUGGUUACAAUAUACUAGGCGGAUGCACCUCGUUGUGUGGCAAAUUCCCGAAACGUCAACAUCUUUGCUACGGCAAAAACUGUUGCCAAUUCCAGGUUAACACCGAUGAUAUAAGAACAUACCAAGUCAACUUCACAAACUCGGCUGCCCUCAAUAAUGCCUGCAGCUAUGCCUUCUUUGUUCAUCAAGAUUGGUUCGCCCAAAGCUUUCCCGGCACCGGGCAGAAAGAGAUAGCUGUUCCGGUCGUGUGGCACUGGACCAUCCCACACUUGCCUCCAUCCACCCCCUCAGACUACUGCCAACACCGCAUAAAUUCUGAUGGGUCGUCUUACGCGGCGGGUUAUUAUUGUAACUGCCCAUAUCCUACGAUAGGGAACCCAUUAAUUGCAAAUGGAUGUCACGGUGUUAGUGGAUGUUUUGGAAUUUUGUUGUUAGUAUGGAGUUGUUUCAUCCUCCGUAAAGCCAUCAAGAAGAGAAAGAUGAAGAAACAAAGGAAAAAGUUCUUCAAGCGUAAUGGAGGUCUCCUUUUACAACAACAACUCUUAGCUAAAGACGGGACUAUAGAGAAUGCUAAGCUUUUCACGGCAAGUGAGUUGGAUAAGGCCACUGAUCAUUUCAAUGCCAAUAGAAUUAUAGGCCGAGGUGGGCAAGGGACCGUGUACAAAGGAAUGUUAAUUGAUGGGCAGAUCGUUGCAGUUAAGAAAUCGCAAGUCGUGGACGAGAACCAGUUGGAGCCAUUCAUCAACGAGGUUGUCAUUCUUUCCCAAAUAAAUCAUAGGAAUGUUGUCAAACUACUGGGGUGUUGUUUAGAGACUGAAGUUCCCAUUUUGGUUUAUGAAUUUAUACCAAAUGGGACACUUUUGAGCCUUAUCCAUAACAAUUAUGGCAACGAGCUCAUUCCACUUUCAUGGGAUAUUCGCCUCAGGAUUGCAUCAGAGGUGGCUAGUGCUUUAGCUUAUCUCCACUCCGCCUCAUCAAUUCCUAUAUACCAUAGAGACAUCAAGUCGAGUAACAUCCUUCUAGACGAGAAAUUUCGAGCCAAAGUUUCAGAUUUUGGAACAUCAAGGUCCAUUUCAAUUGACCAAACUCACUUGACUACCAUAGUUAAGGGGACUUUUGGUUACUUCGAUCCAGAAUAUUUUCGAUCGAGUCAAUUCACAGAUAAGAGUGAUGUUUACAGCUUUGGAGUAGUCCUUGCUGAACUCUUGACAGGACAAAAGCCAAUUUCAUUUGAAGCUAAUGAUGAUGAGGACAGGAGCUUGGUAACACGAUUUCUAUUGUGCAUGGAGAAGAACACUCUUUCAAAGAUUCUUGACAUGGAAGUUUUAGAGCAAGGGAAAAAGGAAGAAGUGAUGGUGGUUGCUUCACUUGCACAACGUUGCUUGAACUUCAAUGGGAAGAAAAGGCCUACAAUGAAAGAAGUGGCUGCGGAGUUGGACGCCAUUAGAGCAUCUAAUCCCCAUCUCGCCUCGGCCAUGGAAACAUUAGAAACUGAAUCAGGUUUCGUAUAG
Molecule: messenger RNA, 3364 nt
Organism: Ipomoea triloba (trilobed morning glory)
Lineage: Eukaryota; Viridiplantae; Streptophyta; Magnoliopsida; Solanales; Convolvulaceae
Product: wall-associated receptor kinase-like 3
Exons: 7
Coding region: 209-3364 (1051 amino acids)
Biological process (GO): cell surface receptor signaling pathway; protein phosphorylation
Cellular component (GO): plasma membrane
Molecular function (GO): ATP binding; polysaccharide binding; protein serine/threonine kinase activity
Source: RefSeq, a predicted model, not a curated record